Messenger RNA from Trichoplusia ni (cabbage looper), 2801 nucleotides. Its product is annotated as ATP-binding cassette sub-family F member 3. Gene Ontology annotation, molecular function: ATP hydrolysis activity; ATP binding. The transcript has 12 exons. NCBI's taxonomy places the organism in Eukaryota, Metazoa, Arthropoda, Insecta, Lepidoptera, Noctuidae. The record is from RefSeq and is a predicted model, not a curated record. Bases 178 to 2295 code for a protein of 705 amino acids.
AAUAUAAAUUUUUAAUGGCAAUAUUUACAAUAUCUAUCAAGUAAUUUGACAGAUUUGAUUUGACAUUCGUUUGCUCGUUGACGUGACGUGACAUCGGGCGAUUAGUGCAUUUACUUUAAAUUAAAUGAAUAAAUGUUACUUAUUAUAAUCAAAUUUUGUUAACCUUAAUAACACAAAAUGGCUCAAUGUGGUGACUUUAUUAAAAGUCAAUUCCCACUCAUAGAUGACGAAUUGAUGAAAUAUGUUGAAGACAUUUUGGAUAGCAGUGCCGGUGAAUUUGAAGACACGGAAGAAGUGUAUGAGGCAGUUGGAGAAGUGCUUCAAGGAAUCUCUGAGAAAUCUGAACAAGAUAUAAGGGAUAUAUGUGAGAAGCUAUUACACAUGCUCCAGCCUGACAAGCCGGGUAGUAGCAAUGGACCAAGGAGAGUAUUAGAUGCCCCAGUACACUUGGCGUCCAUGACUACUACUGUGACUGAAACUGAAGAUCUCAGAAGUAUAUGGAUCAAUACUAGAGAUGAUAACUUGAAAGUGGACGCAAAGAAAUUAGAAAAGGCUGAAGCUAAGUUACAACAGAAACAGCAGAAACAAAAGGAUUCAAAGUUACCAGUGACAGCCCCAGUUCUUCAGACAGCGACGGCAUCACAAGUUACGUCUAAGAAGGACAGUAAACUCGAAGCUAAGGGCACGAACAGGACACAGGACAUUAGGAUAGAGAACUUUGAUAUUGCUUAUGGUGAUAGAGUAUUAUUACAAGGCGCCGACCUAGUUCUAGCGUGCGGCCGGCGAUAUGGUCUCGUUGGGCGCAAUGGGCUCGGCAAGACGACACUCCUUAGAAUGAUUUCAUCAAAACAACUGAAGAUUCCGUCCCAUAUAUCAAUAUUACAUGUAGAACAAGAGGUCGUGGGCGAUGACACUGUGGCCCUACAAAGCGUGUUAGAAUGUGAUACUGUUAGAGAAACAUUGUUGAAACGAGAGAAAGAAGUGACUGCCGCUAUUAAUAAUGGAUCGACUGAUACAACACUAUCGACGGAGCUGAGCGAGAUCUACGCGCAGCUGGAGAACAUCGAGGCGGACAAGGCGCCGGCGCGCGCGUCCAUCAUCCUGAGCGGGCUGGGCUUCACGCCCGACAUGCAGGCGCGCGCCACCAGGACCUUCUCCGGAGGCUGGCGGAUGAGGCUCGCACUGGCGAGGGCGCUGUUCUCAAAACCCGACCUCCUACUACUCGACGAGCCGACGAACAUGUUGGACAUCAAAGCGAUCAUCUGGUUAGAGAACUACCUCCAGAACUGGCCGACCACCCUGCUGGUCGUGUCUCACGACCGCAACUUCCUCGACACUGUGCCCACAGACAUCAUGCAUUUACACACACAAAGGAUAGAUACUUACAGAGGUAACUACGACCAGUUCCACAAGACGAAGACGGAGAAGCACAAGAACCAGCAGCGCGAGUACGAGGCGCAGCAGCAGCACCGCGCGCACACGCAGGAGUUCAUCGACCGCUUCCGGUACAACGCGAACAGGGCCUCCUCCGUGCAGAGCAAGAUCAAGAUGCUGGACAAACUGCCUGAACUAAAACCAGUAGAGAAAGAGAUAGAAGUGGUCCUCCGGUUCCCCGAGACGGAGCCGCUCUCGCCGCCCAUCCUACAGCUGAACGAGGUCGGCUUCUACUACUCCAAGGACAGAGUCAUCUUCUCCAAUGUCAACCUCGGAGCGACGCUAGAGUCCCGGAUAUGUAUCGUGGGAGACAACGGAGCUGGUAAAACGACGUUAUUAAAAAUAAUCAUGGGUAUCCUGUCACCUACCAGUGGUAUCCGCAGCGUACACAGAGGACUGAAAUUCGGUUACUUUUCGCAACAUCACGUUGAUCAACUAGAAAUGAACGUCAAUUCUGUAGAACUGUUACAAAGGAGCUAUCCAGGUAAAACAAUAGAAGAAUACAGAAGACAACUAGGUAGUUUCGGUGUCAGCGGCGACCUUGCUCUCCAAACGAUCGGCAGUCUCUCUGGGGGUCAGAAGUCGCGAGUUGCCUUCGCGAGGAUGUGUAUGGGCAACCCCAACUUCCUCGUACUCGACGAGCCGACUAACCACUUGGACAUCGAGACCAUUGAGGCGUUAGGAAAGGCGAUAACUAAAUAUACGGGAGGUGUCAUCCUCGUUUCUCACGACGAAAGAUUAAUACGAAUGGUUUGCAAAGAACUGUGGGUUUGCGGCGGUGGCUCCGUCACCAGUAUAGAGGGCGGCUUCGACGAGUACCGCAAAAUCGUCGAGAGAGAACUCGAGGCACAGAACAAGUAGACAAUGUAGCUGGAAUCGUGUUAUUGUGUCGUGUCUCAUCGGCGUGCCGUCACCAUUCUAUUCUAAUUCUAUAGGCUAAUUCACUGAGACAAUCUUCGAUGCUGUUCUCCAAAAAAUUAAAUUUAUGCUCAAUUUUUUGGGGUGAAGCAAAAUUCUUGUUUAUGUAUUAUUCAAUUAGAUAAAUGAAUAUAGGUAAUUAAAAUGCAUUGCACCGUUACAGGUAACGGGUAAUGCUGCAUAAAUAAUGUAGAAGCUUCUUCUUAAAAAAAUGAGCAUGAAUUGAGAAGUUUUUGUUUUUGGGAGAAUUGAAGUUAUCUGUCUCAACGUGUGUUGUGUGUGAAGCGAUCUCGCUUUGACGCUUUUUGAUUGGUUGAUAUUGUGCGAGACGACGGCGCGUCGACCCGACACCACACAAUACUACGGUUCUCGCUUAUCGCAAAUACACACCCACAUGUAUACAAUAUAUCCAUGUAAAAAGUAACCUUAAAUUAUAUUGUUGUAAUAUA